AAUCACUGGCGUUAAACCUCACACCGCAGCGGCUGCAGAUUUUACGAGUGAGAGAGGAUGGAGUAGCUCCACGGGUCCAGCGUGUUUGGAGACGGGAUGGAGGAAAAGGAAACCUGACUUCAUUUUUAUUUGAUCCUGAACCCUCCGCAGAUGCAACCUGUCUUUCAUCCCGGGUUUAUUGCAGCGUUUCCUCUCAGGCAGAGGGGACUACAAUGACAACCUGGUGAAUGCUGUCGGGAUGGAGUGAAAAACAUCCCGCACGACGCAGGAUGCCCAUCCACAUUCCGGCAGGGAUCAGGGCAGAGAUCCCCGGCUGCUCUUCUGGUGGCGCAUGUCAGAGAUUUGAUCGUUCCCUUCACCACCCUCCUGCUGCCGGUGUCGGUGUAUAAUGGAGAGCUCCAAUGGCUCUGACUCCAAGCCGCAGAGCCAACAGUUGGAGAAGAAGAGGCUGAACCGAGCGCCGUCACCGGCCAGACCGUUCCUCAAAGAUGUUCACUCCCGCUCCACCAAACCACCUGGCCUCUUACCCAAAUCCCCCAAACUUAGCAAGCAGCAGUGCGCUACAGUGUCCUUAGCCCAUCCGAACCGCAGCUCCAGACGUAACAUAUCCGGGGCCAAAGAGAAACCAGCUACGGUCAAAAGUGGACCCAAGUCUGCAGUCGCUAAAAAGCCCACAAAGGUGCCUCAGCAUGCAGCAGCUGAGCCCAAAUCCGUCAGCAGCAGACCGGACACCAGCAGUCCGGUCAUCACCAAAGGCAAGAAGGCUAAAGCAGCCUCGGGCUCUCCGGGCCCUCACAACCCAUCCCCGAUCCGGGUGCCGACCGGUGCGCCUCUUGGCCAGGUCAGUCAGACCGACAGCAGCUCCGACCUGUCGGACUGCCCAUCCGAACCGCUGUCUGAUGAGCAGAAGCUGGCACCGGCCGCCAGCAGCGACGCCGAGUCCGGUACUGGCUCCAGUGACCGGGACCAGCUGGUAGAUACGAGCGGGGCGACAGCUGCAGCUCCGCGGCGCACAGGCGACGCUUCCGCCGCCAAGGGAAGCAUGUCUCAGGCUCAGCCCGCUCCGGGACACCAGGGAGGGAAACACAAAGCAGAGAAAUCCUCCACAAGCGCACAAUUACACCCGUCAGACUCCAAGGCUGCAACCGAGGACGAUCUGCUACGGGAAAUAGAAGAUCUGAGAUCCGAAAACGACUACCUCAAGGAUGAAGUGGACGAGCUGCGAGCAGAGAUGGAGGAGGUGCGAGACAGCUACCUGGAGGAGGAGGUGUACCAGCUGCAGGAGUUACGGAGAGAACUGGACCGGGCCAAUAAGAACUGCCGCAUCCUACAGUAUCGCCUGAGAAAGGCAGAGCAGAAGAGCCUGCGGGUCGCUCAGACGGGCCACGUGGAUGGAGAGCUGCUGCGUAGUCUGGAGCAGGAUUUGAAGGUCGCCAAGGACGUGUCGGUGCGAUUGCACAACGAGCUGGAGAGCACAGAGGACAAGCGCAGCCGAGCGGAGGACGAGAACGAGGUGCUCAGACAAAAGAUCAUCGAGGUAGAGAUCUCCAAACAGGCGCUGCACAACGAGCUGGAGAGGAUCAAAGAGACUAUGCUGAAACGACGAGGGAGCAGGGAAGCUUUCAAAGACAAGAAAUCCACCAGUCAGGAGGACAGUGCAGACCUGCGGUGCCAGCUCCAGUUUGCCAAAGAGGAGUCCAACCUGAUGAGGAAGAAGAUGGCGAAGCUGGGUCGUGAGAAGGAUGAACUUGAGCGGGAGCUGCAGAAGUACAAAUCCAUUUAUGGCGACAUUGACAGUCCCCUUCCUCUGACCGAGUGCUCUGGAGGUGGUCCUCACACAACACGAGAGGCCGAGCUGCGUCUGCGCCUCAAGCUGGUGGAAGAGGAGGCCAAUAUUCUGGGGAGAAAGAUCGUGGAGCUGGAGGUGGAGAACCGCAGUUUACGAGCAGAAAAUGAAGACAUUCGCAGUCAGUAUGAAAGGGAUUGUUUUGGACGGGAGCCUUUCUCCAGCAUGCCCUCGUCGCCGUACGGCGGUGAUCCACUGGAGUCGGCCGGUGAGCUGCGUCGUCAUCUCCAGUUUGUUGAAGAGGAGGCUGAGCUGCUACGUCGAUCCAUCUCAGAGAUUGAGGACCACAACAGGCAGCUAACAUCUGAGCUCAAUCGCUUCAAGUUUGGCCCCAGCAGCAGCAGCAGCAGCUCUGAGCCUGUUGGUGAGGAAGCCUGCGAGGGUGUCUUGUUUAAACCUCCCAAUGGGGGGGGCGGUAAUGGCUCCAGCACUGGGUUGCUGAUGGAGGAGCUCAAAUCUGCCAGGAUGCAAAUCAAUGAGCUGAGUGGAAAAGUGAUGAAGCUGCAGUAUGAGAACCGUGUCCUCAUGUCCAACGUCCAGCGCUGUGAUCUGGCUGCGCACCUCGGCCUUCGCACCGGUAGUCCUCAAGACAGUGACGCAGAAAGUGAUGCUGGCCGGCGAGAAGCUACUGAGGAAGAGGAAGCUGGGCGACUUCUUCUCCUUCAGCCCAAGAGAGAAGGCCCUGUUGGUGGGGAGAGUGACUCUGAAGACCUGUUUGAGAAAACCGGAACCACCUCAGGGUUGGGAAGCACCAAACCCGCAGACGGCAGUGAGCUCACUGCUACUGAACUAGCUAAUCGUAGAAGGGAGGAGAGGGAAUCACUUGCUAACGUGAAGCGAGAGGCUGACCGUCUCGGGAAGACGGUUGACCGUCUGAUCACCGACACGGACAGUUUGAUCUUUGAGGGGAGGCUUCUGGUAACAACGGGGGAGAGUCUUGAAGGUGGGGCAACAUCUGGUUUCAAACCAGACUCUCAGGUCCUGGACACCAUCAACACGCGCAUGAAGGCUUUCCGUACUGAGCUGCACAUCUUCACAGAGAAACUGGAGCACAUAGGAGAGGGCCUGAGAGAAAGGACAGAUGACCUUUCACCUAUGCCGAACCUCACAGAGUCCAGCAGCUUCCUGUCUACAGUCACAUCCAUGUCACGCGAUUCUCCCAUCGGCACCUUUCGAAGAGAUCUGGUCACAGAUUUUCAGUCCGUUCAGAGGGAUGAGCUGGAGUGGCGACUAGGACAGGAGCGAGGCGUGGAGCCCCAGAUCCAGACCCAGUGUGGGGGCCAAGCCCUGAGCAGGGGAGCCACAGGACUCACUAUGUACCACAGGCCCCUGGCUUUAAGAACAGAGCACCGGGACUCGGCUGCUUCUGAUGUUCUGUUUCGUCUGGAUUAUGAACGAAGGACGAGAGCUGCAACAGAGGAGCGGGAAGCUGUCAGCACUUUGCCUCAGGAAGAUUGUCGUUUGCACCUGGAGGUGCAGCGUGAAGGUCUGGAGCUUCAGGGUCUCCAGAGUCACGAGGUGCCCUGGACUCAGGAGAGAACCAUGCUGCAGCAGGAGGUCCGCCUGUUCAGACGCAACACCAUCAUCUUCUACAUGAAGCUCAGGGGAAUCCUCAUGCGCUGGAGGCUCGGCCGUAAGGACAACUUGGGAGACGAGUUGGAGAAGUUGGAGGCCUUCCCAGAACUGGGAGUGAUGGUGGAACAGGUGGAGGGAGAGCCAGAGCGAGACGACAGACUGUGUUUACCACAAACUGCAGGGGACGCCCCCGAUAUCGAACCCAGCAUUCCUCUGCUGUCACCUGACCGACACCUGCAGAACCAGAGACAGUUUGGUGAGAACCGGCAUGUGCUUCAGGCCCUGCGGUCGCUGCUGGAGGAGUUCCGAGAGGAGCUGCAGGAGGAGCAGACAACAAGAUGCCAACUGCAGCAAGCGUACGCCAAUGACAAAGCUGCCUGGGAGGUCAAGUGGGCAGAGAUGAAGAGCCAGGUUGCUCAGCACCUGGAGGAGCAGGAGGAAGAGGAGGCCCAAGGAGGUGAAGGGGAGCCCCUCGGAGAGCCUGAGUGGGCCCUGAAGCAGGAACGCGAGGAGAACCGGCGCCUGCUGGCGGAGAGCCACGGCGAGUCACUGGAGCUUCGCUGGAAGCUGCAGCACGGAGAGAAGAGGUGGAGCCGGGAGAGGGCCGAGCUCCUGGAACGCUUCGAUUGGGAACGCCAGGAGUGGGACAGAAGCAUGAAGGAGCUCCAGCGCCAGAUGGAGAGGAUGCAGAGGGAGCUGAACGCCAGAAGAGGCGAAGGCACAGACAUCAAAGACGGCGGAGUUUCGGCCCAUAGGGGGAUGUUCUCACCUCAGGAUAGUCCAUUCAGCGCCCCGCGCUCUCCUCGUGCUCCCAGAUCCCCCUGUGCAUUCACGCCUGUUCCCCCCACGCGCUCCCACUCAGACUCAGAGGCCUUGCUGGAGGAGCAGGGGGCUGCCAUGAGGCUGAAAGGACCGACAGAGAACCUGUUCCUGGACGCCCUGUCUCUGGACCCCCUCUGUGGUCUUGAAGCCCCGCUCCCUUCAAGACUAGAGAGUGAGAAGAAGUUCCCCUGCAUGAAGGAGGCUCUGAAUGAGAUCUCAGAGAGCGAAGAAGCUCCUGUUCACCCAGAAGACGAGAUGAGAGAAGGUGGAAGUCUCCUCAGGGCCAAGUCUGUGUGCUCCAUGAGUGACUUCCAGAGGUUGAUGGACAGUUCGCCGUUCCUUCCCGACAAAACGCGCCCCGGCGAUCGCAUCCGAGAUGACAUCACCCCCCCUCUUUCUCCUGACGACCUCAAGUACAUUGAGGAGUUCAACAAAAAGGGCUGGGAUUUCCCAUCAGCCACCUCUGGCACACGUCCGCUCCGAGAAGGGGAGCCGGGUCCCGACCCAUUCCAGCCAACCUCCUGGUUCUUCACCACCAGCGCCACUCUGACCACCAGCACCCUGAGCAGCCCUGAGCACUGCCACAAGUCCCCGCUCAGGAGCAACGGGGCUGGGGUAGGGAUGGAGCACUACGGAGUCCACAUCCUCCACAGUCCCACGAGAACCGGGACAGCUGAGCGAGCCUCCGUCCCGGACCCAGACUUGUUGUACUCCAAAGGGAGCAGGGCCAGGACCGAAGGAGAGGCUGGGAUGGGGGCCAGUGGAUCGGACGAGGUGCUCGGCAGUGCGAGGUGGCCCUGUCUCCUGGAGGGUGGGGGACUCAGGACUUCUCCUAGACAGUCCCCCAUCUGCUCCACGGUGGGCUACGCAUCCUCUUUGGAGCUCCAGCUUCACAGGAACAUGAGCGACGAUAUGAAGGAGGUGGCCAUCUCUGUGAGGAACGCCAUUCGCUCCCCUCCUGGACCCGUGUUCCGCGACACCGCCUGUCAGACCAAUGGGGUCACCACACGGGGAACUCAGACCACCCAGACCAUCAGCGUGGGUCUGCAGACGGAUCUGCUGCGGAACCUGACCAGCAGCCCUCACCGCUGCCUCACCCCAAAAGGUGGAAACACCCCCAUCUCCUCCCCUUCCCGCAGCACCAGGAAGGUCCAGUACUCUCCGGUGGUCCAGAGCAAGUUCGAGAGACCCUGCUGCUCGCCAAAAUUUGGUUCCCCGAAGCUUCAGCGCAAACUGUCCACAUCCAAUAAAACCGAGGUACCCAACAACAGCCGCACGCCGCCCCCCACCACGCCGCAGAAGGGCAACAGUGAGUCGGCGUGGGCCCGCUCCACCACCACCAGGGACAGCCCCGUCCACACCACCAUCAACGACGGCCUGUCCAGCCUCUUCAACAUCAUCGACCACACGCCUGUGGUCUUCGACAAGUUCAACAAGUCCCCCAGCCGCUCCCGCCCCACGCCGCCUCCCACCGCUGAGCCCAGCCCCGCCCACCAUGGGAGUCUCCCCUCGGACCCCAGGAACUCACAGGACAACCUGCGACCUACUCGAGGGCGCUCGCCGAGCCCCGUGCAUCUGAUAGUGGAGACUCAGGGGGACAAGAACCCGGAGGUGGUGAGCAUCCGUCAGGAUCUGUCCACCCCACCCGGGUACUCGCUGGCAGAGAACGCCGCCCGCAUUCUCAACAAAAAGCUGCAGGAGCAGAACUUCAAGGAAGAGCGAAGGCUGCAGGCUGGAGGACCGAGCAUCCAUGGCAGAGACGGCGGCAGGCAGGCCGACUCGGACAGAGGACAGACUGGAUGCAUGGAGAACCACACUGUCAUACUAACUACUCCUUGGGGACUCUAACCCUGCUUGUCUCCGUGAUGACCUGCCCCGGUCUCCAGUGGCUCCACCUUUGGACUCCUGCUUUCUGAGACCGGCUCGCCCAGCCAACCGCCGACCCCCAUCCCGCUGGGCCGCCCGCUCCCCUUCCUCCUCCCCCAAGUGGAGCGAGGCCACAAAGAGGAGGUUCACCUUUCCGCCACCGGGACACCGGAAACCCAUCCUGGAGGGCGAGGAACCUGCUUAAAGCUCUGUCUCGUCCUCCUCUUCCUCCUCCUCCGUCUCAGCCUGAAAGGACCCAGUACCUCAGAAACCCCCCAGAACUGCAGACUAAUACAGAGCCCUAAAUAGGGGGGGGGGGGGGAAUCCAUCAAGUAGCACCAGCUGAGAAACCAGAACUUCUUCUGGAACGUACUGUAAUCUCAUCCCUGAGAGGUGCCUGUAAUCCCGAGUUCUCCAUCACCCCGCAUGUGUUUCGUCUCAUCACACACUUAUAUUUUAGUCACAACCUAAAGUCAGGUAAAAACUGUAGAUCAGCUGGAACAUUUACAUGAAUUUAAUGUAUUUUUUUACACAUUUUUCUGCUUUGUUCUUUCUUGUAGGUGGAAAUGUGGUUUUAUUUGACUUUUUUAGAACAUUUUUUUAUUGUUUAACCAGCUAUUUUAUUUAUGUUUAGGUUAAAAUUAAAGAAGUCCUGCUCCGAAGCGGAGCCUCACGAUGUCACUUCUGAUGCUAAACUUCAUGUCUACGUCCAACACGAAUGUGUGUUGAUGAUAAAUGGGCGCCACCACCCUGAGGAACCUUAUGCACAUCUGAAGGCAGAUAAAGAGUGAAAUAUUUGCAUGCCUUUUAAACACUAGCACUUUAGUGCAUGUACAUAUAAGCUGUAGUCAUUCGUGGUCACUGAAGGGAACUCGUCUCAGAGGAGCUGCCGUUUUGUUCUCACAUGAUUUGCAUCAACUAAAAUAUCCGUUUUAGGUAAAUUGUUGUACCUACUGGGCCGUCUUUGUUACUGUUGGAUCAUUUUGGACAAGAAAACCAGAUUGUGGAAACAAAAAUAUGAAUGUUUUAAAUGGAAUGUCUAUGUCAAAAUGUCUAAUAACCUGUAGUCUUAAAUAUUAAAUGGUAAUAAAGAUGAAUGUGUAUUUACAA
Nothobranchius furzeri (turquoise killifish) is the source of this 7219-nucleotide messenger RNA. RefSeq names its product microtubule cross-linking factor 1. Gene Ontology annotation, biological process: regulation of autophagy. The record is from RefSeq and is a predicted model, not a curated record. Lineage: Eukaryota; Metazoa; Chordata; Actinopteri; Cyprinodontiformes; Nothobranchiidae.